AUGUCGCUUAUGCAUACAUUCAAGGGGUUCUUACUCUCACCUACAGAAUUGAAGGUCCGUCAAGCAACAGAUGAUAAUGAAUUAGCAGGUGCAACAGGGACCUUGAUGAAUGAAAUCUCAGUUUUGACAUAUAGCAAGAAAACACUAAAGGAUGUCAUACAAGUGAUACGAAAACGGUUAUCGGGAGUAAAUAAACGAAAUAGUCACAGAACAUGUUUACAUGUACUUAAGACACUCACGCUCGUAUCUUAUCUACUCAACAAUGGCUCUAACGAUUUUAUUGCCUGGUUGAAAAGCAGCAAAUAUGUGAUUGAGUACUUAUCUUCUUUUGAAGCGCAAUCUAGUAGCGAUGAACCGAUGGUAAAUCAAAUUCGUUUUUUAUGUAAUGAUAUAAUCACAUUAUUGGAAGAUGAAGAGCUCUUGGAAAAGAGGCGAAGGGAUGUUAUACAAUUCAGAUCAAGUAUUUCCUCACCGGGUAGGAAAUCGACAGACAAUAGUCACAUCAAAACAUAUGAUCGACAAUUUCAACUUAGCAGACCCAAAUCAGACAAAUUCUUGGAUGAAAACCAGGAUAUUCAAUAUAUGGAUAGCAUGGACCAGGAUAAUCCUCUAGAUAGUAUUAUUGAGUCAAACUUAAAAAAUAGAGGCAGAAGAGCCGGUCACGCCAACACACAUCCUCUACUUGAAUCCCUGGAAGAAGAGGACCAGAAUAGUCUCUUGCCUGAUAAAGAAAAUCUGCCGGCUGGUAACUCAAAGUUCCUUGCAUCAAACCCAUUUAGGUGA
Nakaseomyces glabratus is the source of this 783-nucleotide messenger RNA. RefSeq names its product Ent4p (gene ENT4). The record is from RefSeq and is a predicted model, not a curated record. Gene Ontology annotation, cellular component: clathrin vesicle coat; plasma membrane; endosome. Gene Ontology annotation, molecular function: clathrin binding; phospholipid binding. Gene Ontology annotation, biological process: Golgi to endosome transport; endocytosis. Lineage: Eukaryota; Fungi; Ascomycota; Saccharomycetes; Saccharomycetales; Saccharomycetaceae.